GUCAAGUCAAUUUUAUAUACUUUUUGUUGUCCUCUGCUUUUCUCUUUGUCGUCUUUGCUUUGGAAAGCAAAAGCUUACUUGUACAAAACCGAUCAGCCUCUUCAAUAAUACGAUGAGUAUGUGAGAAGAAGUUGAGUGACGACCUUCUCAUCACAUCGGCGGAGAUGGUGAUGGACAACAGGGCUGAGGCUGAGUACACGAGGGCUAAAACGUCGGUUUGGUGGGACAUUGAGAACUGUGCUGUUCCCAGGGGUUGUGAUGCUCAUGGGAUCACUAAGAAGUUAAGCGCAGCGCUGGCUAAUAUGAAUUACUGUGGUCCUCUCUCUAUCUCUUCCUAUGGCAACACAGAUCUCAUCCCUAAAGCUGUUCAACUAGCUCUCUCCUCCACUGGAAUCUCUCUUAACCACGUCCCCUCCGGAAGGAAAGACGCGAGUGACAAGAAGAUUCUGGUGGAUAUGUUUUUGUGGGUGGUGGAGAAUCCUCCUCCGGCUAAUAUAAUGCUUAUCUCCGGUGACAUAGACUUCUCUGAUGCUCUUCACCGGCUGCGAAUGAGAAGAUACAACAUUCUUCUAGCACACCCUCAAAACAUUUCACCUUCCCUGGUUGCUUCUGCUAAGACCUCAUGGCUCUGGAGAAGCUUAUUAUUAGCAAGUGGGAGUUCUCUCACACAGUGUGGAUCCUCAGGGGUACUUGACGGUUCUGAAAUAACUAGUGAAGAUGUUUCUGAACAUGUUUUGUCCACACAAGCAAUGGACUCAGGGUCUGGUUCUAGUAAGGCUGCGCGAAGUAAACUCAAAGGAAUCUAUGUCCCAAAAGCACCAAAUGAGCUCUUAGUAAAGGAGGCAAAUAGAAAGAAGCUUCAGAAGAAAUGUAGUGAAACUAAAAACGUUGAAGAAAGUGUUCAAAACAAUGACCAAGAGUCUUUGAAGUGCUUGGAGAAACAGAACAAAGAACUGAUGGAGACUAUUACAACAUCUGAAAGAAAUGUAGCUCCUCUCCAUGUAGAUCAUGUCUACAGUGAACUAAGCCGCGACUUUCCGGUGCCCAAAGAAGUGAGCAGAGAGAGUUUUGAUGCAAUCCCCAUGAAAUUAGAACCUACACAAAAUGAGAUUGUGAUCGAGGAGUUGGAAGGCAUGCUCAAACAGAUCUUACAAAUAAAGUCAGGUGAGCCAGAAACUGCACCUGCAGGCCUGAGUGAGAAUCUAAAGGAGGACAUGAACAAGAAGAAGAAAAAGAGGAACAAGAAGAAGAGUAGAGUGAUUGAAGAAGAUAAAGCUGAACCCUAUGUUUGCAGUAUCUGCAGUGUUAUUUGUGAUAGUCCUGCCAUAUUCGAGUCUCAUCUUAAUGGUCGUAAGCAUGCUGCCACGGUUGAGAAGCACGCAGAGGCUCUACUUGGUGAUAAGCAAAUACCAUAUGAUGUUGUUCAACAUAAUGGUCACUUGAUAGAUGGAGAGGCAUCAGAGAAUAUCGACUACUUUGAAGACGUACCAGAGAUUGAUUACAAACCUCUUCCAAAUGAAGAAGCUAGGGAAUGGAUUGAUGCAAUUUUCAACACACCAGAGCUUUCACAAGAUGCAAAUCUAACCCUGGAGUUUGAGAGUAUGCUAAACCAAAGCCUGGAGAUGAACUCAGGCGACUAUGAAGGAGUCACUGAGGUUCCAGAUGAGUUAAAGGACAAGGACAUGACUAAAGAUAAAGCUGAACCUGAAGCAUACGUGUGUAGUAUCUGCAGUGUGGUAUGCACUUGUCCAACUGUCUUUGAGUCUCAUCUGAUGGGUCGAAGGCACGCUGCUAAGGUAAAGAAGCAUGCAGAGGUUCUCUUUGAUGAUAAGAAGGUUCUAGAAGAAAGCCUUAAAGAAAAAGAUCAUCCAAGAGACGCACAAGAGAGUAUCACGAACCCAAGUGUUGAGUUUCAAGAACCCAAAGAAGCAAGGGAGAGACUUGACUCAGUGGUCAAGAGAAUAGAACUUUCACUAGAGGAUACGUCAAAGCAGGCGGUGGUUGAAGCUGGAAGCGCACCUGAGCGUGUGGAGGAUGAGAAUGGAACUCAAAUUAGGGUUUGCGAUUGGUGCAACGUGACGUGCAGUUCCCAAAUGGAUUUUAAUUCACAUAUGACAGGUAAGAAGCAUGCUGCCACUGUGAAAAAGCGUGAACCCGUUGUGAAGAAGCAUGAUGCCGUGGUGAAGAAGCAAGCUGGGACCAAAUUUGCUUAUGUUAGAAAGAAUGGGCCUUAACUGGGCCUUUGUAUUUUCCCGCCCUCAAUAAUUAUCCACUGGGCCUAUGUGGUUGACAAACAAAAUACUGUGAUUAAUGGGCCACUUAAGGUUUGGGGUUAUUUAAAUAAUUGUGUGUAUUUUUCAAAUAAAAGGCUUAUGAUUAAAAUGUAAAAUCUAUCGCAAGUUUGAUUCA
Molecule: messenger RNA, 2409 nt
Organism: Brassica napus (rape)
Lineage: Eukaryota; Viridiplantae; Streptophyta; Magnoliopsida; Brassicales; Brassicaceae
Exons: 7
Coding region: 165-2234 (689 amino acids)
Biological process (GO): regulation of gene expression
Cellular component (GO): peroxisome
Molecular function (GO): RNA nuclease activity; zinc ion binding; nucleic acid binding
Source: RefSeq, a predicted model, not a curated record